AUGGGCUGUUGUUUUCUGGGUUCUAUGUUGUCACUGUUAGUUCUAAUAUCGAAUCUGGGUUUUACGUUAACAAAUGGAUCAUCAUCUUUUUCCUUUUUAUCAUCAUCUUCAGCAGCAGCAAGGAAGUAUGUAUCAGCAAUAGGCGACCCAGGAAUGAAGAGUCCAAAUGCGAGAGUGGCAUUGGAAGCGUGGAAUUUCUGCAAUGAAGUUGGUUUUGAAGCUCCUAAAAUGGGCAGCCCUAGGUUGGCUGAUUGUGCUGAUUUGUACUGUCCACCCAUCUCUGAUUCUUUGGGUGCCAAACUUUUGGAUAAUAGGAGCAGGUGUGAAGUACAUCAUAAAGUGAAGAACUCUGACAACAGCUUAGGCGCUGGUGAUAAGUUUCCUAUAUCAGAUUUUGAAUCCUAUGAAGAUCCUGACUUAUUUGCUGUGCAAAAGGAGCUUUAUCUUGCUACACUAUGUGCAGUGAAAGAACCCCCAAAGCCAUGGCAGUUUUGGAUGAUUAUGCUCAAGAAUGGAAACUUUGAUAAAAACACUACUCUGUGUCCUGAAAAUGGCAAGAAAGUCAAAAAAAUAAUAACAGGCAGAAACUUUCCAUGUUUCGGUAAAGGAUGUAUGAAUCAACCACUUGUGUACCAUAACUACUCGCAGUUAGUUAUUUCUGGGGAAAAAAUGGUGUCUUUGACUGGAGGCUAUUUUGGGACGUAUGAACUUGAUGCUGACCUGAGCAAAGGUGUAGGAAACAUUUCUUUCUUUUCAGUCUUUUGGCAGAAGAAUUUAAGCACAGGGAGUUGGAUUUUCUCAAACAAACUGACAACAUCUGCUAAGUAUCCCUGGCUUAUGUUGUAUCUACGUUCAGAUGCUACUGAGGGAUUUAAUGGUGGCUAUCACUAUAAUGGAAGUGGUAUCAUGAGAAAGUUACCAGAAUCUCCAAACUUUAAAGUAAAGCUGACACUUAAUGUUACACGGGGAGGAGGGGGCAAUAGUCAAUUUUAUCUCCUUGAUAUAGGAAGCUGUUGGAAGAACAAUGGAGAUCCAUGUGAUGGUGAUGUUCUUACAGAUGUGACUCGAUACAGUGAAAUGAUAAUUAACCCAGCAACAUCAAGCUGGUGCCGCCCAGAUAACCAAGUUUCCUGCCCACCUUUUCAUGUUAGUCUGACUGGUGAAAAAAUAUAUAGGAAUGAGACAUCUCGAUUUCCAUAUUCUGCUUACCAUCUGUACUGCAGCCCAGGAAAUGCCAAGUAUCUGGAGAAGCCAUAUGAUAUCUGUGACCCAUAUAGCAAUCCUCAAGCUCAAGAAUUGGUGCAAAUUCUUCCACAUCAUGAAUGGGCCGUGCAUGGCUAUCCUGAGAAGCAAGGAGAUGGAUGGAUUGGGGACCCUAGGACUUGGGAGCUAGAUGUUGGGACCCUCUCUAGUCGUCUAUACUUCUACCAGGAUCCAGGAACAAAACCAGCACGGCGGGUAUGGUCUUCAAUUAAUGUUGGAACUGAAAUAUAUGUUAGCCGGACAGGGGAAACUGCUGAGUGGAGUGUAAGUGAUUUUGAUGUGCUAGUUCCCGAAGAUGUUACGACUUAUGCAUAA
Molecule: messenger RNA, 1578 nt
Organism: Dovyalis caffra
Lineage: Eukaryota; Viridiplantae; Streptophyta; Magnoliopsida; Malpighiales; Salicaceae
Source: the annotation of a GenBank genome assembly